Molecule: messenger RNA, 918 nt
Organism: Menidia menidia (Atlantic silverside)
Lineage: Eukaryota; Metazoa; Chordata; Actinopteri; Atheriniformes; Atherinopsidae
Source: the annotation of a GenBank genome assembly
AUGGCCGAGAGGGAGGAUUUGUCUCCGAACCUUCUGGCAGAAGACACGAAGCGCGGCAAUGGCGACUUCAUCCCUCCGGACGGAUUAUGCUGGGUCUCGGUUCUGUCCUGCCUACUGCUCGCCUGCUCGUAUGUCGGGAGUCUGUACGUGUGGAGGAGUGACCUGCCCAGGGAUCAUCCCACUGUGAUAAAGCGCCGGUUCACCAGCGUGCUGAUCGUGUCGGGCCUGUCGCCGCUCUUCGUGUGGACAUGGAGGGAGUUCACGGCCGUGAGGACCAGCUCUACAUUGUUCGCUCUCAUGGGAGUCCGGUUAGAAGGCAUCAUUCCAGCAAUCCUGGCCAUGGAUUGUCCCUGGAGCUUCAUAGAUGGGAUCCGGGUGGCCUUAGACCCGUGCUUCUGGACGCUGUGCCUCAGUGACAUGCGCUGGCUGAGGAAUCAGGUGGUGGCGCCGUUCACAGAGGAGCUGGUGUUCAGGGCCUGCAUGCUGCCCAUGCUGGUGCCCUGCGCCGGCCCGUCGGCGGCCAUCUUCACCUGCCCCCUGUUCUUUGGAGUGGCUCACUUCCACCAUGUGAUCGAGCUGCUGCGCUUCAGGCAGGGCACGCUGUCGGGCAUCUUCCUGUCUGCAGUGUUUCAGUUCUCCUACACAGCAGUAUUUGGAGCAUACACUGCCUUCCUCUUCAUCAGAACAGGUCACCUGAUGGGCCCGGUCCUGUGCCACUCCUUCUGUAACUACAUGGGUUUCCCGGCCAUCAGCACAGCCCUGGAGCACCCCCACCGCCUCACCGUUCUGUCCUCCUACCUGCUGGGGGUUCUUCUUUUCUUCAUCUUUCUCUUCCCUUUCACAGACCCCUCCUUCUACGGCUCCCCCACCCCGGUGUGCACCCUCACCCCCUUCCCUAACUCCCUCUGUUUCCCCUGA